UGUAUGGUUAUUUCUGCGUGUUUCCCGUCCCAUUCUCCCUAGUAGUCCUCGAGUUAUGCGCUCCGGGAGAACCUCUAUUUAGAUCGUGGAUGAUGGUAGCACGCCUUGCGGCCGUUGCAUGAUCUUCCUACCUACUCCUACCCGCUGCAGCUGUGUGUCUCCAGUUCACGCCCAAAAUGGCCCUGGACGAUUCCCAGCAGCCGUACCAAGAUGAUGGAGUCACGGCAGUUACACAGCCUAGAGCUUCCAAGCCCGCGGUUGUCCGCAAGAAAUUUGCAAAGCCUCCAGUCAAAGUAGCGUGUCUUGCGUGUCGUGCUUCGAGAACGAGAUGCGAUGGACAAGACCCCUGUACAAACUGUCUUAGCAAAAAGCGAAAGUGCUCUUACCUACCCAGUAAACGAGGAGGUCCUCGCAAAAAGAAGAAGCUCUCGAUUCCUUCGGACGAGGCUGUUCAGCAAGAUGAUGAGCAGAGCGCCAUGAUCACCCCGCCAUCUUCUGGGUUCAAUGAUGAUUCGCCGGAAAUGUUCGGUCAGAUUGACGUAUUGUCAAUUCCGGGGGCGGGGCUCAGAAGCUUGGACUUUCCUUCGGAUGUGCACUCGAUGUUCACAGAUCUGUUCGCCCCUAAUGGCGAGAACAGUAUCCCAGUACAGAUGGAACCAACCCCCUCGCCAUCGAAUGUCCCCUCGCAGUCUUUGGUCAGAACUUAUGGCAGUGAAAUAGAAAUCUUGAAUGCUUACUACGAGUUUGUUCAUAAUUAUUUUCCUAUACUUCCGCCGAGAUUCGCUCCUCGCGUUCCGGAUCGACCUUUGGACGGCGUUGGUUCAUUCACAGAGUCACCCUCAGAAGAACCCGUGAUACCCUACCGGUCUCAAUCCCCUCUCAGCUGUGCAAUUUCAGCUAUAUUAGCCUUAGUGCCGCAUCCGAACGAUAUCGAAUCGUCUAGCCCCGCCUCUGUGGUCCGCCGCCGAACAUACGCUCAGAUGUUUGCGCAAAUGGCGAAUCUGACUAUCGAGACCGACUGCGAGCUGCAAGCCUCGACCACUGAUCCUGCACUGGCGCUGUCCAACGACCGACCUCUUAUUGACCGAGCUCCUUUCCAUCCUCAAGCGCCCGUGGAGCUUGAGAGCAUUCUGGCACUUUUGGUCCUUUCAGUCUACGAAUACACUCAACGGGGAAACCUGUUGAAAAUGCGGUACCGUGCCGGUCAAGCCUUGUCUAUAGCUUUGGAUAUGUCUCUGCAUUCACUCAGCGACGAUUACGAUGAGUUUUCUGAAGCUCGGAGAAGAGCUUGGUGGAUGACGUACUAUUGUGUUCUCCAAGGUUCCAUUGUUAGCGCCACGCCGCUUUCCAUCGUCGCCAACGAUCCCCAGUUUGUCACGCCGUAUCCACGCUUCGCAGCCGACCCCGAUGGCUGGUCCGUCUUGAUUCAAGCUCAGCAGGUGCUCGUAUCGGCAACCCAAUUCGUCGUCGACCUCAACAAAUGCGUCUCAACCAGAACGAACAUGCAGUACAUCUUUGAAAGAAUGCAACAACUCGAUUCAUGGGCCAGUUCCGCAUUAGCACAGUCAAACUUACUCCCCAUAGUUCCGCAGACCAUGUCUUGUCGAGGAGAUUUAGAGUCCAUCACAGCUCAAAGUAUACGCGCGAUCUCGCGCAUCAAGCUGUCAAGCGCACAAAUCAAGAUUCACCGCUUCAGAGCAUUCUCAGAUAUACCCAUUUUCAUCAAGAAGCACUGCGAUCUAACCGCAGCCACCACCACCACCACCACCACCACAAACUCCAUACCAAUUGAGACCAUCGAAAGCCCAGCGACCCAAGACGGCAUCACCCGGGUUGGUUGCGCCUGCAGCAGUCUCGACAUGUUCCAGCAGUCCUCAUCCGACUAUACCCCUUCCUCCGCAUCCUCGACCUCGUCCGAUUUCUCCUCCUUACCACCUCAGUACCCAUUCACCAACGAGUUCCCAUACAGCAGCCAACACUCGGCCAAAAUCUGUCUCCGGGCCUCCCUCCUGAUCUCGCAGAUGUUCCACUGUCUCCCGAUCCCGCAGCCGCUGCUCUCGGACGAUCGCCAACCAUCCCCACCGGGUCUCCAGCAGCUGCUUCCGAGCCAACUUCCCCGCACCAUGCCGUCGUUCGCAUGCUGUCUCAUGCAAGGCAGCUACGCCAUGCUGAUGAUUUUCUACAAGGCCCGCGUCGAGAAACAAAUGACCCCACCGGAAUACGGCGGCGGCAGCAGCAGCAACCUGAGCACCAGCCCGUCCGACCGACUCAUCGACGAGAUCCGACAAGGACUGGAACGGAUCAUCGCCGCGGCGACCAAUUACGCGAUUGCUUUCGAGGCGCUGGACGGCAUGAGAGACGAAAUCGAAGGUGCAUACCAUACGGCGUUUAUUCAAGCAUGAAGAGAGAGUCCAAAUCUUUCCCCCUCAAAACACAACCAACCCACUAUCUAAUUCCUCUCGACUCGUACAUACAUACAUACACCCUUCUCC
This is a messenger RNA of Aspergillus aculeatus ATCC 16872, 2492 nucleotides long. RefSeq lists its product as uncharacterized. Gene Ontology annotation, molecular function: zinc ion binding; DNA-binding transcription factor activity, RNA polymerase II-specific; DNA binding. The coding region runs from base 177 to 2402 and encodes 741 amino acids. Lineage: Eukaryota; Fungi; Ascomycota; Eurotiomycetes; Eurotiales; Aspergillaceae. Gene Ontology annotation, biological process: DNA-templated transcription; regulation of DNA-templated transcription. The record is from RefSeq and is a predicted model, not a curated record. The transcript has 10 exons.